AUGGUUCACCACAGACAGAUGUAUACAGCAAGCUGGAGGCCGUGCCCUAUCCCUGCGUAUGAGCUCGUCGCCGCCAUCCGGCUGAAGCAGCUCUGCCGCGCGGCCGACGCCGACCUCUCCGUCUGCGUCCUCGAGAAGGGAGCCGAAGUCGGUGCUCAUGUACUGUCAGGGAAUGUGUUUGAGCCCCGUGUGUUGGAUGAGCUCAUCCCGGAGUGGAGGCAAGAGGAUGCCCCAAUCAGAGUCCAUGUCUCAUCUGACAAGUUCUGGAUGUUAACAAAGAACAAGGCAUGGACACUUCCAUCUCCUUUUGAUAACAAAGGGAACUAUGCAAUAAGCUUGAGCCAAUUGGUAAGAUGGAUGUCCGUAAAGGCUGAAGAAUUAGGUGUUGAAGUGUAUCCAGGGUUUGCUGCGAGUGAGUCACAGGCGUUGCAACCAAUGAUGUUGGUAUUGCUAAAGAUGGUAGUAAACGGGAAACUUUUCAACCGGGUGUGGAACUAAGAGGCGAGUAACCUUCUUCACUUGGUGGUUCACAUAAAAAUACAUGUUAAUAAUAUGUUGCAUAUUUUCCUUCUGAAUUGUUUUAGAGGUAGACAAUACUUA
Molecule: messenger RNA, 600 nt
Organism: Hordeum vulgare subsp. vulgare (domesticated barley)
Lineage: Eukaryota; Viridiplantae; Streptophyta; Magnoliopsida; Poales; Poaceae
Product: electron transfer flavoprotein-ubiquinone oxidoreductase, mitochondrial-like
Exons: 6
Coding region: 1-498 (165 amino acids)
Biological process (GO): electron transport chain
Cellular component (GO): mitochondrial inner membrane
Molecular function (GO): electron-transferring-flavoprotein dehydrogenase activity
Source: RefSeq, a predicted model, not a curated record